This is a messenger RNA of Ascochyta rabiei, 1439 nucleotides long. Its product is annotated as Ste24 endopeptidase. Gene Ontology annotation, molecular function: metalloendopeptidase activity. The transcript has 2 exons. Bases 1 to 1359 code for a protein of 452 amino acids. Gene Ontology annotation, biological process: CAAX-box protein processing. Gene Ontology annotation, cellular component: endoplasmic reticulum membrane. The record is from RefSeq and is a predicted model, not a curated record. Lineage: Eukaryota; Fungi; Ascomycota; Dothideomycetes; Pleosporales; Didymellaceae.
AUGAUCCAGGCAUUCUUACAGCGUCUGGCCCUCUGGCUGGACCGGCCGCUCUUCCCAUGGAGGAAGCUCGUCGUCGGUUUCUCGCUCGCCGAGUUUGCGCUCGAAAACUGGCUGCUACUCCGCCAGUACCGCGUCCUGCAGCGCACGAGCGUGCCCAAGGCUCUGGACAAGGAGAUUGACCAGGAGACCUUUGACAAAUCCCAGGCAUACGGCCGCGCAAAGGCCAGAUUCAGCUUCGUCUCCGCUCUCUUCAACCAGGCCAAGCAUCUCGCUACUCUCUACUUCAACGUCUAUCCCCUACUCUGGAGCGUCGCUGGCACGCUCGUUGCACGCUAUGCGCCCUCCAGCCUCUCGGGCGAGAUUCCACGCUCGCUGUUGUUCAUCUACCUCAUGACAUGGGCGGAAACCGUCAUCGGCCUGCCCUUGUCCUACUACCACCACUUUGUCCUCGAGGACAAGUACGGCUUCAACAAGAUGACCAUCAACACGUGGGUCACGGACAUGAUCAAGGGCCAGGCUCUCGGACUUGGGUUUGGCAUCCCCAUUGGCAGCGCUUUCUUGGCCAUCAUCCGCAAGACGGGCCAGAACUUCUUCUACUACCUGUGGGUGUUCAUGCUGGCUGUACAGAUCCUGGGCAUGACCAUCUACCCCAUCCUCAUCGUGCCCUUGUUCAACAAGCUGGAGCCACUCAAGCCGGGCAAGCUCAAGGACUCUGUCGAGGCGCUGGCCUCGAAGCUCGACUUCCCCCUCUCGGAACUGCAGGUCAUCGACGGCAGCAAGCGCAGCGCACACAGCAACGCCUACUUUACCGGACUGCCGUGGAUUGGCAAGAAGAAGAUUGUCAUCUUCGACACGCUGCUGGAGAAGAGCUCGGACAAGGAGGUCGAGGCUGUUCUUGGCCACGAGCUCGGUCACUGGAAGAUGAACCACACUUCGCGACUGCUGCUGAUUGCACAGGGACACCUUUUCUACACGUUUGCCCUCUUCUCCGUCUUCAUCAACAACCGGUCGCUGUUUGCAGACUUUGGCUUUCACCGGGAGCAGCCGAGCAUCAUUGGAUUUAUUCUGUUCAACGAAAUCUUGUCGCCCACCGACGCCCUGUUCAAGCUGGGCAUGAACUUCUGGACGCGCAAGAUGGAGUACGAAGCGGGUACGUAUCUACUUGUUCAUUGUUUGCACGCUGACGCAUACACUGACAUGGCCCAGACUCGUUCGCCGUCGAUCUUGGCUACCGCAAGGAGCUCGGUGCUUCGCUGCUCAAGCUCCAGAUCCAAAACCUGUCCAGCAUGGACGCUGACUGGUUCUACUCCUCGUUCCACCACUCGCACCCGAUCCUCACCGAGCGCCUGCGGGCGAUGAACUGGAGCAGCCACGAGAAGCUGGUGGACAAGGCAAAGGACGAGGACAAGGCGGUCAAGGCGUCGGACCGGGAGUUGUAG